AUUAAACAUUAAAUUUAAACGGUUUUCAACAUUCGACCAGCGCGGGUCUCUGUGCUGCGCGCGUCAAGAAAUUUAAGAAACUGAGUUCAAAAGUUGAUAACGUAGUAACGUAUUUUCGUCGGUUCUUGCGCGCGGCUAAAAGAAAUAUUAGAAUUCGUCCCGUAGAAAACCGACAGGGAAACGCGUCGAAAUCCAGUGUUAGUUUAACCACAAAAUAUCCACAUUUGUUUGGGGAAAAUUGGAAUAAAUCCCAUGAAACUCCCCGCAAGAGCAGUGCAUUUUUAAAUGAUCUUUUAAUAGAAAAUAUUCCAAAUAUUUGCAUGUGUUUUUACAACAACAAAAAGGAAUAAUAAUAAAAUACAAAUAAGAGAGGCAGAGGAAAAAUAGCAGCCCUUGGCGGCGUUUUUUUGGUGCCAUAAACCGUUAGUUCUCGCAAAAAUAUACAAAGAGAACACAAAAAGAGUUUUACUUAAAAUAAACCGCAAACUAAAAUAAAUGCAGAAAUAAAUCGAAAUAUGUGGCGCGUGCACGUGUGAGGAGGAGAAUAACAACAACAACAAAUACAAAACCAUGUGCCGCACUAAAUAGCAACAAAAUAAAGCGAGAAAGAGCAGAAGAAGUAAUAGAGGAAGAUUAAAAGGAAUCCGCGAGAGAGAAAAGCUGCAGCUGAAAGGUAGCUGUAAAUUUUCAAAUAAAACAACAAUUAAACAAUCACGCGAUCGGCUCUCUUCUCUCACACACCACACCACACACACACACCACACACGAGGAUUAUCACACUCACACACACACACCCUCACACAACACCUAAAUCCCGCAAAGGAGCAGCAAAAGCAGCAAUAAACAUGCAUUGGAUUAAAUGUUUAUUAACAGCAUUCAUUUGCUUCACAGUCAUUGUGCAGGUUCACAGUUCCGGCAAUUUUGAAUUGCGGCUAAAAUACUUUAGCAACGAGCAUGGAAGGGAUAACGAGGGUCGCUGCUGUAGCGGCGAAACGGAUGCGGCGACGGGCAAGUGUUUGGGCACUUGCAAAACACGGUUUCGUGUUUGUUUGAAGCACUAUCAGGCGACCAUCGAUACCACAUCGCAGUGCACCUACGGGGAUGUGGUAACCCCCAUUCUCGGCGAGAAUUCGGUCAAUCUGACCGAUGUGCAACGCUUUCAGAAUAAGGGUUUCUCGAAUCCCAUACAAUUUCCCUUUCAGUUUUCAUGGCCGGGCACCUUCUCGCUGAUCGUCGAGGCCUGGCAUGAUACCAACAACAGCGCCAAUACGCGUGUAAACAAUCUCCUCAUCCAGCGGCUGUUGGUGCAACAAGUCUUGGAGGUCUCCUCCGAUUGGAAGACCAACAAAUCGGAAUCGCAGUACACGUCGCUGGAGUACGAUUUCCGUGUCACCUGCGACUCCAACUAUUACGGUUCGGGCUGUGCCAAGUUCUGUCGGACGAGGGACGACUCCUUCGGGCACUCGAAAUGCUCGGAGACGGGCGAGAUUAUCUGCCUGAGUGGAUGGCAGGGCGAUUAUUGUCAUAUACCAAAAUGCGCCAAAGGCUGUGAGCAUGGACACUGCGAUAAACCCAAUCAAUGCGUUUGCCAAUUGGGCUGGAAGGGACCUCUGUGCAACGAGUGCGUGCUGGAGCCCAACUGCAUCCAUGGAACGUGCAACAAACCCUGGACCUGCAUCUGCAACGAGGGCUGGGGCGGUCUCUACUGCAACCAGGACCUCAAUUACUGCACGAAUCAUCGUCCCUGCAAGAACGGCGGCACCUGCUUCAACACCGGCGAGGGCCUGUACACGUGCAAGUGUGCCCCCGGCUUCAGUGGCGAUGACUGCGAAACGGAGAUCUACUCGUGCGAUGCCGGAGUGAAUCCCUGCCAGAACGGCGGCACCUGUGUCGACGAGCAGACGAAGGGCGGCUACAAGUGCAUGUGCGCCAACGGCUGGAGCGGCAGGAUGUGCGAGGACAAGGUGCUGACGUGUGCGGACAAGCCCUGCCAUCAGGGCACUUGCCGCAAUGUGCGCGCCGGUCAAGGCAGCAAGGGGCAGGGGUUUCAGUGCGACUGUCCCGGCGGAUACAGCGGCCCGACGUGCGAGCUCCAGCUGGACAACUGCCGGCCGAAUCCCUGCCAGAACGGAGGCAGCUGCCAGCCGAACGGCAAGUGCAUCUGUCCCAGCGGCUUCACGGGCAGCAAAUGCGAGACGAACGUCGACGACUGUCUGGGGCACAAGUGCGAGAACGGCGGGAUCUGCAUUGAUUUGGUGAAUCAGUACCGGUGCCAGUGCGUGCCCGGUUUCCAUGGCUCCCACUGCAGCAGCAAACUCGAUCUGUGCCUCAUUCGACCCUGCGCCAACGGCGGGACGUGUCUGAACCUCAAGAACGACUUUCAGUGCACCUGCAGGGCGGGCUUCACCGGCAAGGACUGCUCCAUUGACAUUGACGAGUGCAUCAGUGGACCCUGCCACAACGGAGGCACCUGCAUGAAUCGCGUCAACAACUUCGAGUGCGUCUGCGCGAAUGGGUUCCGUGGCAAGCAGUGCGACGAGGAGUCCUACGAUUCGGUCACGUUCGGUGCCCAUCACUACGGCGCCACGACUCAGGCCCGUGCCGAUGGCCUGACCAAUGCCCAGGUGGUGCUCAUUGCCGUCUUCUCGGUGGCCAUGCCUCUGGUGGCUGUGAUUGCCGCCUGUGUGGUCUUCUGCAUGAAACGGAAACGGAAGCGUGCCCAGGAGAAGGACGAUGCCGAGGCCCGCAAGCAGAACGAACAGAAUGCCGUGGCCACAAUGCACCACAACGGGAGUGCCGUGGGCGUGGGUCUCACCGGCGGUGGACUGGGCGUCAAAACGGGCUCCAACUCGGGCCUGACCUUCGACAAUGGCAACCCGAAUAUCAUCAAGAACACGUGGGACAAGUCGGUGAACAACAUAUGUGCCUCGGCGGCGGCGGCCGCAGCUGCUGCGGACGAGUGCCUCAUGUAUGGCGGGGCGCUGUCCAACUAUGUGGCACAGGCGGACAAUAAUGCCAAUUCGGAGUUUUGCGGCGUGGGCCAGAUCGCACCACUGCAGCGGGCCAAGUCCCAGAAGCAGCUCAACACAGAUCCCACGCUGAUGCAUAGGAGUGCCUCGGCGGCACAAGCAGCAGCAGCGGCGGCAGCAGCAGCCGCGGCGGGUGGCGCCUCUGGGACGGCCAAAGACUACAGCAGCGGCGGGGGCGGGGCCGUGGCUGAGGGCAAGCGCAUCUCCGUUUUGGGAGAGGGCUCGUACUGCAGCCAGCGGUGGCCGUCGCUGGCAGCGGCCGGUGUGGCAGGUGCAUGCUCCUCCCAAAUGAUGGCAGCCGCCUCCGCCACCGGCAGCGGGGCGGGGACGACGCAACGAACAGUGGUCUGUGGCACGCCGCAUAUGUAAAAAAAAAAACACACACAAAACACCAAACACAAAAAACUCACAGAAAAAUUAAGAACACACACACUCUCUGGUUAUAGGAGGAAUAAACAAAGAAAAGACUGGGGUUUGGGUUUUCGAAAACAAAAUAUGUGAAAAAGAGACGCCAAAAUAUAUAGGGCCGAUACACACCGGCUUCGUUGUUGUUUGAGAUUGAAGCAGUAUAGUCGUCAGAAUAUCAGAAUAUCCCUAAAAAAAACUAGAUUUUCACCCCCAUUAAAUGUGACUUAAGCCUAAAGUAAACGAUUUUUAUGUACCCUUAAAGAGUUUGCCUUUUUUCCAACCCAUAACUUGACCUUAGACGCCCCCUUCCCCACCAUUUCCCGGACGACGAGAGGAGCCGACCUCUCCUACCUACCAAUAUACGUUUUGACGUUUUGCAUGUUACUGAAAAAUCUGCUUCAAUUUAAUUCUAAUAUUUUUCGCUAUAAAAUUGUAAAUACUACAAAAAAUACAUUUAAAUUUAAAUCUUAAAUUUAAAAUAUAAAUUCUAAGGCUAACAAAGUGAAGAAGAACAAACUCCUCAUUGACAAUGCCCCUGGGGGCAUUCUCCUGUAAAUAGUAGGUCACACAUUCGAUAUACGACAACACACAAAAAACAAUUAAAAGUAAAAGUAAAAAACAAAAAAAGAAUACCAUAAAAAAUUGACUAUCUCGACUAUUUCUAGGAUACAAAAAAAAACUAUACUUAACUCUCGAUUCUCUAGCUUAAU
Messenger RNA from Drosophila miranda, 4147 nucleotides. It is a transcript of the gene Delta, whose product is annotated as neurogenic locus protein delta. The transcript has 6 exons. Gene Ontology annotation, biological process: heterophilic cell-cell adhesion; Notch signaling pathway; cell communication. Gene Ontology annotation, cellular component: protein-containing complex; plasma membrane. Gene Ontology annotation, molecular function: calcium ion binding. The record is from RefSeq and is a predicted model, not a curated record. The coding region runs from base 846 to 3398 and encodes 850 amino acids. Lineage: Eukaryota; Metazoa; Arthropoda; Insecta; Diptera; Drosophilidae.